This is a messenger RNA of Trichoderma harzianum CBS 226.95, 7257 nucleotides long. RefSeq lists its product as hypothetical. Gene Ontology annotation, biological process: fatty acid biosynthetic process; secondary metabolite biosynthetic process. The transcript is spliced from 8 exons. Gene Ontology annotation, molecular function: fatty acid synthase activity; oxidoreductase activity; phosphopantetheine binding. NCBI's taxonomy places the organism in Eukaryota, Fungi, Ascomycota, Sordariomycetes, Hypocreales, Hypocreaceae. The record is from RefSeq and is a predicted model, not a curated record. The coding region runs from base 1 to 7257 and encodes 2418 amino acids.
AUGAGGGGAUAUGAUGAUAUGGCAAGCCUCAAAGGAAUUCAGCAGCGACAGCAAGCUUCAAACUCGAACAUCACAAGCAGCCAUGUGAAGAUGCCGGCAAUGGAGCCAUUGGACGGCGCACCACCAGCAAUUGCUAUUGUGGGAAUAGGGUUGAAACUCCCAGGUGGAAUCACAACAACUGACGAAUACUGGGAUCUCCUCAUAAAUAAAAGGAAUACACGACGACAGAUCCCUGAGAAUCGAUAUGGAGCACAUGCCUUUGAGAGCAAGCUGGGAACGCCUGGUACGUUGAAAAGCACAUACGGACACUAUUUAGACUGCGAUCUGGAGAAAUGGGACGCGUCAUUCUUUUCUAUGAGCAAAGCAGAAGUCGAGAAGCUUGAUCCGCAGCACAGACUGUUGCUGGAAGUGAUUUGGGAAUGCAUGGAGAAUGGAGGGCAAAAGAACUGGCGUGGCCGCAACAUUGGCUGCUACGUUGGUGUCUUUGGUGAAGACUGGCUGGACCUCUAUGCCAAAGAUCCUCAGCAUCUAGGCACGCACCGAAUCUUGACCGGGGGGGAUUUUGCACUAUCCAACCGCGCAUCUUAUGAAUAUGAUUUGAGAGGCCCCAGCAUGACUAUUCGUACUGCGUGCUCGUCUUCACUUGUUGCACUCCACGAGGCCUGCCAAGCCAUAUAUGCCGGCGAGUGUGAGUCUGCAGUUGUUGCUGGAACCAGUUUAAUUCUAUCGCCGACUAUGACUAUCGCCUUAUCCGAACAAGGAGUUCUUUCACCAACGGGCUCAUGCAAGACGUUUGAUGCCAAAGCAGACGGAUAUGCGCGCGGUGAAGCAGUCAAUGCAGUCUUUAUUAAGAAGCUCGAGGAUGCGAUUCGCGACGGCGAUCCGAUCCGAGGUGUCGUCCGGGCGACAGCCACCAACUUUGACGGCAAAACUAUUGGCAUAACCAAUCCUAAUCAAGAAGCACAUAUAGCUCUCAUGCGUCGUGCUUACAACGUAGCCAAGAUCUCGAAUAUUAGCGACACAGCCUUCGUCGAAUGUCAUGGGACAGGCACAUCGGUCGGUGAUCCGAUGGAAACAGGAGCAGUAGGCCAAGUCUUUGGCGACCAUGGUUUAUACAUCGGAUCGGUGAAACCAAACAUUGGCCACGGAGAAGGCGCAUCUGGUUUGAGCAGCUUGAUCAAGGCUGUCUUGUCUCUGGAACAUGAGACAAUCCCACCACAGAUCAACUUCUCUGAGCCUAGUCCUAAAAUAAAAUGGGAUAAAUACCAUUUCAAAGUCCCAACGACGCCAACUCCAUGGCCAAAGGACCGCUUGAAGCGUGUAUCAGUGAACUGCUUUGGCGUGGGAGGUGCCAACGCUCAUGUUAUUGUUGAUUCAGCCAGGCCAUACAUCUCACAAGAAGAAAAGGUCUCUACCAAGAGCCCUCAGUUAUUAGUCGUUUCCGCCCACCAGGCUAAUUCAUUGAAACAAAGAGCGUCAGAGAUAUUUAAUUAUGCUGAACGGCAUCCAGACAGGGUGCCAGAUCUGGCAUACACCCUCGGAGCGAGAAGAGAAGACUUGAGCCAGCGAGCUUUUGCUAUUUAUGAUGGUGUAAACCCCCCUGAACUUUCCCCCAUCAUCAAGCACAAGGAUCCCCCUCAGGUCAAUUUUGUCUUUACCGGUCAAGGAGCCCAAUGGGCAGGAAUGGGUGCCGACCUUUUAGAACAAUAUCCCUCCUUUCAAGACGAUAUACGAAAAAUGGAUGCUACUCUCAAGAGCCUGCCUCAUCCUCCUCAAUGGACAAUAGAGGAAGAGCUCAAGCGACCUCAAGGAGAAAGCAAAAUACAGCAGCCCGAAUUCUCACAGCCAAUCUGCACAGCUCUUCAAAUCGGUAUUGUCAAUGUUCUUAAAGGAUGGGGUGUCAAGCCCGAGGCCGUAGUAGGCCAUUCCAGUGGUGAGAUGGGUGCCGCAUAUGCAGCCGGCGCUCUGACUCUCGAAGCAGCCAUUAUAAUCGCUUACUAUCGCGGGCAAGUGACGCAGCAUCAUGGACGAAUCGGUGCAAUGGCAGCCAUUGGUCUCGGUUGCGAUGAUGUGACACCCUAUCUCCAGGACGGCAUUGCGGUGGCAUGUGAGAACAGUCCCAAGAGUGUGACUUUGUCAGGAGACGUGGACCAUUUGGACGAGGUGAUUUCUCAUAUCAAGGAAGACAUGCCCGACUGUUUUGCUCGUAAGUUGAGAGUCGAGAGGGCUUACCAUUCGCACCACAUGCGUGAGAUUGGUGAUACAUACGAGAAGCUGCUCGAUGGUCUCAUAAAAGAUGCGAAGCCCAUUGUACCCUUCUUCUCCAGCGUCACUAAAAGGCAGAUCAAGAGAGCCGGGCAGCUGGGACCAUCUUACUGGAGACAGAACCUGGAAAGCCCAGUCUUGUUUUCUCCAGCAGUCCAGCUUAUGAUGCACUCUGCUGUUAGAGAUACAGUCUAUCUUGAAAUAGGUCCCCAUUCUGCUCUCUCUGGCCCGCUUCGAGAUAUCCUCAAGUCUAUCCAGAUGUCCACUGCAUCAACUUACAUUCCGACACUCAUUAGAAACGAAAAUGGGCCUAAAUCAUUACUCAGCUCUCUUGGGCGUCUAUAUCAAGAGGCUGCCUCUGUGGACAUUUCAGCCACGACGACAGGCCGCACCGUGUUGACAGAUCUUCCCAACUAUGCUUGGCAACAUGAUACCACGUACUGGUAUGAGAGUCGAGUUUCACGAGAAUGGCGUCUUCGCAAAUUCCCUCCUCACGAACUCCUUGGAAACCGCAUUCUCGAAUCUGACGACUUGGAGCCUUCUUGGAGAAACAUGUUUCGCUUGGAUAAUGUGCCCUGGGCUCGAGAUCAUAAGAUUCAAGAUGACAUUGUCUUGCCCGCUGCUGCUUAUAUCGCAAUGGCUAUUGAGGCUGUAAGACAGCUCAACGGUGGCGACGAAACGGAUGCAUCUCUAAGACAGGUGGAGAUUCAAAAUGCCUUGGUAUUAAAGGAACAACAAGCACACGAGAUUAUUACGCAUCUCCGUCCAGUUCGUCUCACCUCAAAGCUUAAUUCUGUUUGGUACGAGUUUUCCAUUUCGUCUUUCAACGGCACUUCCUGGACCAAGCACUGUACUGGAAAGGUCCGAGCAGGAAAAGAAAUCAGCGCCGGCUCCGAAGAUGUUGAUGAACAGCCGCGCCAGGUUUCCACUGCAGGCUGGUAUCGCGCCAUGAAGAAAGUUGGACUGAACUACGGCCCCGAUUUCCAAGGCUUAUCCAACAUUUCAGCUCACCCGGGGAGAAAUACUGCUGCAGCUACUAUUAGGAAUCGCGAUCCAACACUGGAUCCUUAUUAUCCUUUGCAUCCCAGUAUAAUUGACCUUGUACUACAAGCCUUUACGGUAGCGAUUGCUGAUGGGUUGACUCGCAAACUCAAACAACUUUGUGUCCCAACCUAUAUCGAUGAGCUCUACAUCAACAAUGGUCAGCCAGAAAUGCGCCUCGGAACGGCUGCGGUAUCAAGCGUAACGGGAGCGAUUCGCGGCUCUGCCACCAUCAUGGCCGAUAAUAAAGUGAUCUUGAGUCUAAGAAAUGGAGAGUUUAGUCCUCUGGAAAGUGGCGAUACGGAUGAAACUUGUCCGCUACGAGCUGCUCACUUACACUGGAAACCCCAUGUCGAUUUCAUUGCUCCAAAUAACCUUAUACAAUCAGUCCGCUCACCUCCAGGCGAGGUGUCAGAGGUUGAGAAAUUAGCUCUUUUAUAUCAGUUGGAUGCUCUCAAUGGGGAUUACGAGAAUGUCCCGGAUUGCGCUCGUCUCGCUCGUCUUAAUUCGAAGAAAUUGAAAACAGAAAUCGACGCUGCAAAGAAGCCCCUCCUACACACUGGGUGUGCCAAAAUUUCUCUGCUUCUUAGUCGACUAGCUGCAGCAGCUGAGGCAAUCUUCAAGGGCGCAGAGAACGCCGAUGAUAUACUCAAACAAGAUGGACAUUUUGAUGAUUUGUGCAGUUUUCUCAGUGGAAAGAGUGAUUUCUCAGUGCUGCUCAGCUCUUUGGCUCAUAUCAAUCCAACAAUGAGGGUCUUGGAGCUUGGAUCUGGGUCCACCAAUACCACUGCUGCGACUGUGAAAGCCCUCGUUAACUCGAUCGGCGAGCGCAGUUAUAGCAAAUACGUCUACACCGCCCAAAACGAAGAGACUAUCCAUCUUGCAAGUAAGGAACUAGAGGGUUAUGACAAUAUCGAAUACAAGAUCCUGGACAUCUCCAAAGAUCCUAAAUCGCAAGACUUUGACCUUUCCUCAUUCGAUCUCAUUAUUGCCAAUAGAACCCUUCAUUUGUCCCCUCAUAUUCAAGAUACCCUUCAGAAUAUUCACAAACUCAUCAAACCAAAUGGUCGAUUGCUUAUACAAGAGUUGUCACCUAGUGCGAACUUUUAUAAAUUUAUAAUUGGCUUCACUCCCGAUUGGCAGAGAGAUAUGGAAGAUGAUCGCGUGGACAAGCGCCUGCAUGAGGCACAUCAGUGGCAUGACCUUCUCAUAGAUGCUGGAUUCUCGGGGAGCGAAGGUCUGAUUAUGGACGAUGACCAUAUGACAGCGACCAUUCUCACUACUGUAGCUACUCCUAUUCGCGAGCCUGGAAAGGUCACUCUUCUUGGACAAUCAUAUUCCCAGGAUCAUACAAAUGCUCUCUCCGAGUUACUGAGCGAGAUAGGCUACGAAGUCGAAUUGCGUACUAUUUCACAAGAGCCUGAUCCAAAGGCAGAUGUUAUUUCUCUAUUAGACCUUCACGACACAAUGUUCUUUGAGAUGACUGAAGAUACUUUCACCUCAUGGCAGAAGUAUCUUGGCAAGUUUCCAGCUGAAAGAGGGCUACUGUGGGUUACCGGACACGCCCAAGUCGGAUCACAAGAUCCUCGGUACGCAACGUCCAUUGGCGCAACUCGAAAUAUCAGAUCCGAGCUUUCACUAGAUUUUGCUACGUUAGAGGUGGACUUGGCGAAUUUCGAUGCGGAAAGCAUUCUACAUGUUUUCCACAAAUUCUGCAAUAGAGUUAAGGAUGACGAGUUUGAUCCUGAUUGGGAGUACGCAAUUGUCAAUGGAAGGGUUAUGAUACCACGAUAUCAAUGGAUAGAUAUCGCGGAGCAUGCUGGAGAGACACCUCGUACAAAAUCCGAGUCUCCCGAAAAGCUUGAAAUUGCUCGCAUGGGCCAACUACAAACGCUUCAGUGGGCAGAAGACGAGACAAAACUACUUCAAGACGGUCAAGUCGAGAUUGAGCCCCGUGCUGUUGGUAUGAACUUCAAAGACGUUCUUGUUGCCAUGGGCAUUGUUGAAGGUUACAAACCGGGCCUUGGGAUUGAAUGUUCCGGUAUCGUCCACAAAGUCGGCAGUAAUGUUGAAGGCCUUUCACCUGGAGAUCGAGUAAUGACCAUUGGUCACGGAUGCUUUACAACAAGCUUCAUCUCAGAGGCAAGUCUUGUGGUCAAAAUUCCCGGUAACCUUAGUUUUGAAGAUGCUGCUACAGUUCCAUGCGUCUAUGCCACUGCAAUCCAUGCACUCAUCAACUUGGGCGGACUGUGUGAGGGCAUGUCACUUCUUGUCCAUUCUGCUUGUGGUGGUGUCGGUAUUGCGGCACUCAAUAUCUGUAAAAUGAUGGGUGCCGUUAUAUACGCCACUGUCGGCAACGCCGAGAAGGUCCAGUAUCUGAUUGAGAACUUUGGGAUUCCUCGCGAGCACAUCUUUAACUCUCGUGACGUCUCAUUCUAUGGUGACCUCAUGACUGUUACUAAUGGCCGAGGCGCUGAUUUAGUACUCAACUCUUUAUCAGGAGAGCUGUUGCACACUUCAUGGAAGUGUGUCGCUCCGUUUGGAAAGAUGCUUGAAAUUGGAAAACGCGACUUCAUCGGCCGAGGGCAGCUGGGGAUGGAAGUAUUCGAGUCCAACCGCUCAUUUCAUGGGAUUGACAUGUCGCAAAUGGCUGUUGAAAGGCCAGACAUGUGCAAGAAGAUCUUACAACAAUUCAACAAAUAUUAUAAGAAGGGUGCUAUUAAGCCCAUCGCACCUGUGAAGCACUUUGAGGCCGGGGAUAUCAUCGAGGCUUUCCGAUACAUGCAAAAGGGCCAACACAUUGGCAAAAUUGUCGUAUCCAUGCCAAAAGACCAAUCAAAGCUUCAAUCGGCGACAAAACCUCAAGCUGUAAAGUUUAAAUCCGACAGGACAUACCUGUUAGUUGGAGGAUUCGGCGGCUUGGGCAAAUCUGUCUCCAACUGGAUGGUAGAAAACGGCGCACGUCAUAUAAUGUACUUGUCACGAUCCGCCGGGGAUUCUGAACAAGAUAAGAGGUUUAUCAAAGAGAUCGAAUCACAAGGGUGUGCGGUCCAGGCCAUCAAAGGGAGCGUCACAAGCCUCCAAGAUGUCUACCGAGCGGUGGAACAGGCGACAAUGCCAAUUGCGGGCGUUUUCUUGAUGACUAUGGUUCUGAGGGACCGUGGUAUUCUACAGCUCUCUCAUGAUGAUUGGUUUGCGGCGGCCAGGCCCAAGGUUGACGGCGCCAUCAAUCUCCAUCAAGCUUUGGAACACUGUGAUUUGGACUUCUUCACCUUAUUCAGCUCCAUAUCCUAUGUCGGUUUGCCUGCAGGUGUGGUGAAUGUAGGUGUUGUGGACGAUAUUGGAUACGUGGUUGAAAACCCAGCUCUCUUGGAGCAGUUUCGUGCUCACAACUUCUAUACAAUGGGUAAAACUGAACUCCUCGAUGCCCUCGCGUAUACCCUGUCUCAUCAGCACCCAGCGGCGUCCUCUUCAGACGAUGGCUUCGUUAACCCAGCAGAGCUCACCAUCGGCCUCAAGAGCACGAAGCCAUUCUCCGAUCCUAAUAAUCGCUCCAUUUGGAAGCGCGACCGACGCAUGGCCCAAGCACAUCUCCAAGAUCCCGGUGCAACUUCCGGUGCUUCAACCGGAUCCGAGGACUUUGGUCAGUUCAUGAAGAGCGUCAACGCCAAUCCCUCGCUGCUUGAUACACCGAGCAACCUCGAUUUUCUGACAGCUCAGAUUGGCACGUGUAUUUACAACCUCAUGUCACGAGAUGUCAAGGACCUAGACCUCAGCCUGAAUUUGACCCAGCUCGGUGUUGAUUCGCUUGUUGCCAUCGAGAUUCGUAAUUGGUGGCGCCGUACACUUGGAGUCAACGUCAGCGUGCUUGAGUUUAUGGGUGCUGGAAGCAUAGAAAACUUGGGCAAAUUAGCUGCCAAGGGCAUAAAGGAAGCCCACAGAGCCGCAUAG